This is a messenger RNA of Mollisia scopiformis, 996 nucleotides long. RefSeq lists its product as uncharacterized. Gene Ontology annotation, molecular function: glutamic-type endopeptidase activity. NCBI's taxonomy places the organism in Eukaryota, Fungi, Ascomycota, Leotiomycetes, Helotiales, Mollisiaceae. Bases 43 to 816 code for a protein of 257 amino acids. The transcript is spliced from 3 exons. Gene Ontology annotation, biological process: proteolysis. The record is from RefSeq and is a predicted model, not a curated record.
CUAGCUAGUAACUGCUCUACUUGCUCUCUGCCUACUAUCAUCAUGAAGUUCUCUACCAUCGCUAGCUCCCUCCUCUUGGCAGGAAGUGCCGUUGCCGCCCCCGGUACUGCCAUGCGCAGAGCACGCGCUGCCGAGCGAGCAAGCCGUAAAUCCCUCCCACCUCAAAGAAUCGAGGCCGAGCUUGCCAAGCUAACCAACAACACCAACGUUGAGUAUGACAGCAAUUGGGCUGGCUCCGUCGUCACAACAAGUGGCGUCAAGUCCGUGACUGGUACUUUCACCGUGCCUACCCCCAAGUCUGCUGGAAGUGGUUCCGCGUGGGUGGGAAUCGACGGCGAUAGUUGCCAAACUGCUAUUCUGCAGACUGGUAUUGACUGGACUAAGUCCGGUUCUUCUAUCACUUAUGAUGCUUGGUAUGAGUGGUAUCCAGACUACGCCUACGACUUCUCCGGCAUCACCAUCCACGCCGGAGACACCAUCACCGUGACCGUAAAAGCAACCUCCAAGACCGGCGGCACCGCCACCGUCGACAACGUAACAACAGGCAAGACCGUCACGCACACCUUCAGCAACGAAGGCAGCGAAGGCUCCCUCUGCGAAACGGACGCAGAAUGGAUCGUCGAGGACUUCGAGUCCGGCUCCUCGCUCGUCAGCUUCGCUAACUUUGGCACCGUUUCCUUUACCGGCGCUACGGCUACGACAUCCUCGGGCACGGUUUCGGGGGGUAGUGGGACGAUCUUGGAUAUUGAGCAGGAUAAUGAUGUGUUGACGAGUUGCUCGGCGAGUGGGACUAGUGUUAAGUGUUCUUAUGUUUAGGGGGUUUGUUGGGGAAGGGAAGAGAGAAGGGAAGAUGGGGGGAGAUGAGGAUGGAGAGUGGUGUUGUGCAGCAUUUAUACUUCAUUUCGUAUUUUGUCAUGCAACAAUUGUAUGCAUUCUUUCGUGGUUGCAGCGCAAGCGAAGCGAAGGGGUAACGAAGCGCAAGGGUUCAUGUUUGGG